This is a messenger RNA of Ectocarpus siliculosus, 1857 nucleotides long. Lineage: Eukaryota; Phaeophyceae; Ectocarpales; Ectocarpaceae. The record is from the annotation of a GenBank genome assembly.
AUGCCUUUAAUACUCCUAAUAAAGAAAAUAUGCAAUUUCGAAACUCCGGGCAUCUUUGGGGGGACGGCGGAGUAUGUUGAGAUCGAGGUGCGGUCUCGCCCAGGCAAGACGGGAUACCUCCGCGAAUCCCCUCGCUUUCACACGCAAUUCUCUCUCCAGCCACUGGUAGACCAACCCGACUUCUUGACUCCUUCUGCUUUAGGUCACUGCCGUCAAUAUGAUCUCCGAGGCCCACGGCAGCGGACACAUCAGCAGGGCGUCUGGGUCGACGUCGCCGCCUCGUCGCAUGGGAAGGCAGGGAAUUAUCGAAGCCAACAGAAAGCCAAGUGCGCGUUCGCCCAUGGUGCCAAGGAUUUGAGGAACCCUACCGCCGAACGCACUACCCCCCCCAAGACGGACAAGAGGAGGCAGCACCGAGGCUCGCCGACUGGUGACACAACCACUGCGUCCUGCUGCGACCCAAGGUGUACUGUUCACCGCCAUUCAUCGUUCGCCGGGGGCGAGAUCCGGACGCUGAAGGACAACUCUUCCGCGGGCCGCCGUGACGCCAACAACAACUGCACCGGGUGCAACUGCCGCCAGCCGCUGCAAGAAGUCGGUACCAACAGCCAGCCUCAGGCUCACGACAGCAUGAAUCCCGUACCCAGGGGCACCUUCUCCCUCUGGGAGUCUCCCAACGCCAUCCUGCAGGGCCCGAACGCUACCAUCGGUUGGACCGGCCCCAACGCGGCCCACCUCAGCAGCAGCAGCAUCAAGGACAAGAUCAUCGUUUCCCCUAGUAUCGAAGAACACGGCUUCCGAGGUACGCUCCGCGAAGACGCGACAUGGGCCAAGAUCGCCCAAACGAAAUCUCGCCGUGCCGGAGGGGGAACCGACGGUGUCUCCACCCAGACCUUCAGCUUGGCUUCGAAUCCGUCCGAGGUGGAGUGCACCAAACACUGCCUGGGUGUGAUGUUCGAGGCGACGGAUGCCGUGGUUUCCGGGUGCUCUUCCAAGCAGCGGUGCCGCUGCUUCUACUCGUCUUGCAAUGGUAGCGCGGUGACUGCCACCGACCUCGGACCAAUGGCUACAACGGCUGGCCUUUCCCUCGGCGCCAAUGGACGCAGCCCCCUCAACCUUGGACCCCCCUUCUUCGCAUCCUCACCGUCGAGCCAAGGCAUACCCGCUUCACUGUCUACAUCCCACUGCUGGAACCCUCUCGCUUACGAAAAUUCCCAGCUUGGACUGUUGUCUUCUUCGAUUGCUCACCAACCACUUCCUGGGAAUGCGGGACACCAAACGUCUGGCCCUUCCGUGGCGCCGAGCGAUCAACGUCACAUCGAUGACGCUCUUGAUUGGAUGAUGUCGGAUUUGCGUCGAGUCUCUUCUCCCUCCAGCGGUGAUACAGGCGGUGAUGGUGCUCGAGGCCUGGACGUUGUGACGAGGAUGAUCGCGUGGGAGGCUCCCUUCUCUCUGCCGUCUGUGGUGGGCACUGAGGAACCUAGGCCGUUGAAGCCGGCACACCAGCUAGGAGGUCGUUCGGGAGACUCUUCUAACCUCCAUCGUUCAUACCGCACCAACAUCUCCACCAACAUUAUGGCUUCGCCGGACAUGGACAGCAAGAGAUCAUCUACUGCGCGCCUGACAGACACCCUUCGUGAAUCACGCGUCGUGUCGUUCCCAAAGGAUGGGUGGCAGCCUGCUUUUCGCACUGCAGCGUCUCCAAAGAAGAACGAGGUGGUUCGCUCUAUCGCCGCGAUCAACCCUUCUCCUUCUCCGUCGCCCUUCGACUGGGGGUUGGAGUCCUCUUCCUUUACCCCGGUGUCAAACAACGUCCUGAAGUACCCGACAGGCGGGUUCCCGCCCUCCUCCUGGUAG